Suillus paluster is the source of this 1806-nucleotide messenger RNA. Its product is annotated as peptidase S8/S53 domain-containing protein. The record is from RefSeq and is a predicted model, not a curated record. The coding region runs from base 1 to 1806 and encodes 601 amino acids. Gene Ontology annotation, molecular function: tripeptidyl-peptidase activity; serine-type endopeptidase activity. The transcript has 10 exons. Gene Ontology annotation, biological process: proteolysis. NCBI's taxonomy places the organism in Eukaryota, Fungi, Basidiomycota, Agaricomycetes, Boletales, Suillaceae.
AUGAGGGUCAUCACUCUGUUUGUGUUCCCUUUCGCAGCUGCUCUCGCUAGCGCAGUACCCUUCAAGGGCUGCCAGCACAAGGUGAAAGAGAGCAUCCAUGGUCCGCCCCGUGGAUGGUACAAGCAUGCUCCCGCACCCAAGCACUACAUGCUCGAGCUUAAGAUCGCUCUGCCUCAGCCCAGGUUCCCAGAGCUCGAGCAGCACCUCUGGGAAAUAAGCGACCCGAGCCACCCACGCUAUGGGGCGCAUCUCUCGAAACAGGAGACACAAGCACUCAUGGCUCCCCAUCCCGAGACUCUGGAUGUGGUCAGAGAAUGGCUUGCCUCGCACGGCCUGGUAGAAGAAAAUCUCAUUCGUUCAUCUGCAAACGAUUGGGUCACUAUUCGUGUCCCAGUCGGCCUCGCCGAAGAGAUGCUGGAUACUACAUACCAUGUUUACAAGCACGCUGAGUCCGGAGACAGCACCGUCCGGACCACGAGCUAUAGUCUCCCCGAGAUCUUGCACGACCACGUCGAUCUCAUUCAGCCUACGACCAUGUUCGCUCGUUUCAAGGCGUUCAAGAGCACGCUGCACUGGACUAACCAGGUGCAGCCUGCGGGUUUGAGCCCAUCCGGCGGAACGAUCACAGGGCCAGCAGGCAAUCAGGUUGAUGCAAGUUGCAACAACACGAUCACGGUUUCAUGCUUGAAGCAGUUAUAUAAUGCGGUGGAUUACAACACAUCUGCCACAAACUGCAACAAGCUGGGUCUCACUGGUUAUCUUGAGCAAUAUGCAAAUAACAUGGACCUGCAACAAUUCUACCAGUCCGAAAAUCCGUCUGCUUAUGGCUCAAACUACACCUUUAUUUCCGUUAACGGUGGAAUGAAUAACCAGAGCUAUGUGGUGGCAGGUAUCGAGGCUAAUCUUGACACUCAGUUCGGGUUUGGACUCACCUGGCCUACUCCUGGCACGUUCUACUCGACCAGUGGCAAGCCCCCUUUCGACCCUGAUACCACCACGUCUGCUGAUUCAAACGAGCCUUACUCAUACUGGCUUGAAUAUGUUCUUUCGCACGACACAAUUCCUCAGACGAUCUCUACUAGUUACGGUGACGACGAACAGACCGUCCCGUACACCUACGCGACCCGUGUUUGCGCCGGCAUGGCAGCUCUCGGUGCUCGUGGAGUCUCUCUGAUAUUCUCCUCUGGUGAUGGUGGUGUCGGUGAUGGUGACGGUGACCCUGCGACACAAAUGUGCUACUCCAAUGACGGGCGCAAUGUCACGAAAUUCUUACCCGAUUUCCCCGCUUCUUGCCCACACGUGACUUCUGUUGGUGGUACUAUCAAUAUCCCAGAGACUGCCGUAUCGUUCUCCGGUGGUGGUUUCAGCAACUAUUUUGCUCGUCCUCCGUACCAGGAGGCUGCAGUCUCGGCGUACUUGGCCAUGCUCCCCCCCGGCACCUACGAAGGUCUCUAUAACUCCACUGGACGAGCAUAUCCUGACGUGGCAGCACAAGCGCGGGAUUUCCUUGUCUUUUUUCAAGGCAAGGCGGCCUCAGCGGCUGGUACAUCUUGUUCCGCGCCCACAUUUGCUGCGUUCGUGUCCAUGCUGAACGACGCACGCAUCAAUGCUGGAAAGACUCCUCUUGGCUUUCUGAAUCCAUUAUUAUAUUCCAGUGGCUAUCAAGCAUUAAAUGAUAUUACCAAGGGCAACAACCCGGGGUGUGGAACUCAGGGCUUCAAUGCCACUGUUGGAUGGGAUCCUGUCACUGGAUAUGGCACACCCAACUUCGAGAAGUUGAAGGACUUAGUCUUGGCCAUGCCUUAA